GGAAGGAAACGGCAGACCACUCAGGAAUCAACAAAGUGCAUUCCACCGAAGGCGACAGCAAACGAGAAGCAAGCAGUUGUUUGGGAAUAAAAAAAAUUGGCCGCUCCUUGAGCAGCAAUUUCAUCGGAAAACUCAUCGUAACAAAAGAAGAAGCAGUACUCUGCGGUCUCAUACCCGCUGUUUAACUUCUUGUAACAAGUUGAUAAGGCGAACGAUGGCCAAAAAAACCUACGACUUGCUGUUCAAACUGUUGCUAAUCGGUGACUCAGGUGUCGGAAAGACUUGCAUACUGUUCCGUUUUUCGGACGAUGCGUUUACAUCGACCUUCAUCUCAACUAUUGGAAUCGAUUUUAAAAUUAAAACUAUCGAACUGCGCGGUAAGAAGAUUAAGUUGCAAAUCUGGGAUACAGCCGGCCAGGAACGGUUUCACACAAUUACAACCUCGUACUAUCGGGGUGCAAUGGGCAUAAUGCUGGUGUACGAUAUCACCAACGAGAAGAGCUUCGACAACAUAGUCAAAUGGCUAAGGAAUAUAGACGAGCAUGCCAACGAAGACGUGGAAAAAAUGAUUCUGGGCAAUAAAUGUGACAUGACAGAUAAACGUGUCGUCAGUAAAGAACGGGGAGAGAGCAUCGCCCGCGAGCACGACAUUCGUUUCAUGGAAACUUCGGCCAAAGCGAAUGUCAACAUUGACAAAGCGUUCCGCGAGCUAGCAGAGGCAAUCCUGGAUAAAACUUCCGGCAAGGAGACGACCGACAAUCCGGACCGGGUGGUGGUAAACCGUGGCACCGGCGAGAAACCUCCGGCGUACAAGGCAUGCUGUGCGUAGGCGACAGUGGAAUGCCUCUCCCUUUUAUCGCCGUUAUUUUUUCCCGUCUUUCCCCCGCACGUUCCAGAGCAUCGUUUUCUAUGCUGUGUAUGUAUGCGUGCAGUAAAUAUUAGUUUUUAAUUGCUAUUCGUGACACUUUACUAAUAUCGCAAUCAAGCCGGUCACCAUAGACUUACAAGCAUUAGCUUAAUAAUGGGUAGUUUAAGAAACAUUAGCUUUUCAUUUAUAUCCGAUGGAAUUCGGUCGGAAUAUUACGAACGUCUGAUGAAUUAGAAUAGAAAUUAAACAACUUUUGCUGGUUUAUUCAUCAGUACUUAGGAAAAGCGAAUUCUAUUCUAACCUGAGGUCAUUAGUUACAAUUACCUAAAAAUCAUACAAGAAACAAGGAUAGAAUAGCUCUAUCGCAGCCUUGCUUCAAUUUAAAUUUAUCUUAAAUUAUUAAACUACUAGUAAGUUCAAGUUUAUCAUUGAUUUUUUUUAAUUCGAACAUCUUCGUGCAAUUGAAAUAAUGUCCAAAUUUAAUAAUUGAUUUAAAUGAUCAAACACUAAAGAAUAUAAUAACCAGCUGAUUUUUUUAAAGGAAAAAUGCUUUAUAAGAGCUGAUCUAAUGGUAGAACAAACGUUUUUUGUGUCAGUAUGACCCACGACAAACUGCAAUAAUACUUAACAUAGUGUCACGAAUUAAGUAACAAUCACAACUCAGUACAAUGGUAGUAAUUGUCAUACUUAAAAAAUAAAAUAUACAAAUUUUAAUAGAAGAUGAAACGCUUUUUGUGGUUGUUCGUCAGUGCGAAAACAACGACGUUUAUUUCGCUAAAUUCAAAAGUAUUUCAACUUCUUCAUGCCUACCACUAAUCAUGACCGUAAAUAAUUCUUAUCAGCCAAUUAUAUGUUGAAUCACUAGUUAAGCUGUACGUAUACAUACACAUACAUAACCCUACAUUUCACAUUGAUGCUAGAGAGUUUAGUGGACGGAACCAAAAAUGUUUAUUUCGAAGAUUAUUGUUUAAUCAAUGUGAAUCGGUUGACGCGGCACGUCAGAAGCUUUGAAUGGAGCACUCAUCAUAUAGUAAAUCAUCGUCGUCGUCGUUACAAAUGCAGUGUACGAAGCAUUUUUUUAUUUAUCUAUUCUAUCAAACGAAGAACAACACCUCAAGCACACAAAAAACAUAAAUAUAAAGGGAACCAGACGUGAGCCGAAAUAGCACAGAACACACAGAGAUUUCCGAUGGGAUUAAAACUAAAAAUAUAAUAUACAUCUACGUCAGCAAAUUUCACACCCAUCAACAUUUAUUCACAAUGUUCAUAUUUCUCGCAUGAGGAUGCAAAAAUCAUCUAAAAUGAAUCAAUGCUAUCGAUAGAACGCAUCGUAUCUAGGAUCUAUCUAGCAGACAAAGCGAAGCGUUUACAGAAAGCAUGAAAACUGUGUGUAGCGAGUUGUAGCGAAGAUGAGAUGAAAUGCAUGAACAUCAUCUUUUAGAAUUUGUAGAUGUUUAGUCAAAGCAAAGUACGAAAAAAUCAAUUGGAGCAAACACAUUAAGAAGAAAUGAUUAAAUACCGAUUAUAUAUCAAAUUACGCCCGCGCGCGUGGGCAAUCUAAUGCGUCUAAGAGGAAAAAGUUCAAUUUUUAUUUUUUUAUAUAUAUAUCUAUGUAUGUAUGUAUAUGAUAAAUAGCUUUCUUUUUUGGAACGCCGCUAGUUAUGUUUAUUCUACUUGUAGUGACAAUGGUAUGCUUUUUUUAUCGAUAACACUAGACUGGUUCAAGAACAAGAAAGAGCAGAGCCGUUGGUGCCCUCUACAAAACAGUCGGUUAGAACAUUUUGGCCGAAGGAAUGGGACAAAUUUUCAAAGAAACUAUCAAUAGUAUGAUACGGAGCAAAGUCUUACGAAAAAAUUAGAUUCAAAAUUAGACACCGCCGACAACUGUUUGCAUUUUCGUGGAAAUAGUUGAAAACUCAAAGGGCAGAAGGAAAAGUCAAAAUUGUUGAAA
Molecule: messenger RNA, 2819 nt
Organism: Sabethes cyaneus
Lineage: Eukaryota; Metazoa; Arthropoda; Insecta; Diptera; Culicidae
Gene: Rab10
Product: ras-related protein Rab-10
Exons: 5
Coding region: 215-829 (204 amino acids)
Biological process (GO): cellular response to insulin stimulus
Cellular component (GO): recycling endosome; insulin-responsive compartment; Golgi apparatus
Molecular function (GO): GTP binding; GTPase activity
Source: RefSeq, a predicted model, not a curated record